Arabis nemorensis is the source of this 363-nucleotide messenger RNA. The record is from the annotation of a GenBank genome assembly. NCBI's taxonomy places the organism in Eukaryota, Viridiplantae, Streptophyta, Magnoliopsida, Brassicales, Brassicaceae.
AUGAACGAUAUCAAACACCUUCUAUAUUUUAUUGCGGGGACGGAAACGAACUCUACCAUUGUGGAAUGGGCACUAACCGAGCUACUUCGCAAUCCAGAGGCUAUGGCUAACGCAAAAUUUGAGAUAAACUUUAUUGUUGGCCCAAACCGUUACUUUCGUGACAACGACCUUGCAGAUUUGCCCUAUUUACGAGCUGUUAUAAUAGAGACUCUCCGUUUGCACCCACCGAGUCCAUUUCUAAUCCCACGCAAGGCUGAGUCAGACACGGAUGUUUUAGGGUUCCUAGUACCUGAAAAUGCUCAGAUUCUAGUGAACGCUUGGGCUAUAGGACGUGCUCUAUGUUUUAUCCUGUUAUCAGUGUGA